UACAAAGGCACAAAGCUUUGAUAUCGCACGCCUUGCUUUUCACGUCGAUCGUCCCCAAAGAAAGGCCAUCAGAGACCCAUUAAUUUGGCGUCUUGAUGUUUCCAACACCCAUGACUGGCCUCCACCAGACUUGUGCAUUGUCCUUACGGCGUUGAGUUGCACAUGACUGGACCACACAGGAUCGACCUAGUCUCGCGGAUGAGGUUGAGUUAUGCCUCACCAGUUUGACCAUUAGGCCAGCCCCCAAGACCAUGGAGAACAGAUCCACCAAGUAUCGUUCCCUCGAGGCGAAGGCUGGUGUCCCAUCAACCAAGUCUCGAGAGCGUCACAAUUCUGUUCCAUCGGCUGAUCGACGGAAAGAUCAACAGUCCAAACAAGUCCCGGCCUCUACGACUUCUUCCGAUAACACCCAGCGGAGUGCAAAAUCCCGUCCUCGACAGGACUGGGCGACCUCCCCAGAUCAAAGCACCAUCACGCGUCACUCGGAUCGACAACCUCAAUCUAAGCUCGGUUCCAAGACGAGCAACUCGAACUUGAUACCAUCCUUCAACUUUCUGGUGCUGGGCUCGGUGAAUAGUGGCAAAUCCACCUUCGUCAAACACGCCAUAGAUCGAGAAGGACGCCGCACUUCUACCCAAGUCACCGUAAAGGACUCAUCCUAUCGCGUCCACUUCAUCGAGCUAGAUCUCGACGAUGUUGACUUCAGCAGCGAGCGAAGGCUGGAGUGGCCAACCUACCUAAAUGGUGCUCCGUUCCCAGAACCUGACGGGGUCUUUUGUCUUUACAGUGUCUCCGACAAAGAAAGUGUCGCUGACAUUCCCACUGCUUUAACUUCUAUGACGAACACUGGUCUACCAUGCAUGCUUGUAGCUUCCAAGUGUGACAUCCCGCAAGAAUCCCGUCAAGUCAACCCGCAUUUUCUCGAUCAGGUCCGCCGCAACCUCGCUAGCGUCGCGAUUGCCGAAGUAUCUUUCAAAAGCCCUCAAAGUAUAAAGCUUUGUUUGCUCAAUAUGAUCAAUCGCGUGAUCACAUCGCCACGUGCCUCAGGUCGAACAAUCAAAACUGCUCAAGCUUCCGCACAAUCCUCCAGCACCCAACGGGUCAUUGUGAGAGAGCAGUCCCCCAAGAAAAGCCGGAGUCGUAGCCGAUCCAACAGUCGGCUGCAAACUUCAAAGUCAAAGGAGCUUCUUCUCAACCUCUCUACCAGACCGGCUGUCAUCGAAUCAGGAGACGAGAACGAGUCUUCUGCGGCUGAAGAUGUGGCAUCUCCACCACGUAAAACCAGACUCCGACUUGAUACUACGGCCGCGUCUCGCUCCCAAGCUCGCCGUGCAGGACCUCAUACGCCUAUGUCUUCUGGUGACUACACGAACAACCUGGGCUCGCCACCAGAGCCAACCACGGCAGCUGUGCCGGAGACCCCAGAUUCAUACUAUGUGAAGUCAAUCCUGCGUCCACCUUCGUCAGAGGGUGCGGAGAGCCGAGCAUUCCAAUCUUUCCUCAACAUGGAUGAUGAUCAUAACGAAAACUCUGCUCGUUCGGAGAUUGAGCAGCUGGGUCCUCCAUUGAGCAGCUUGAAGAUUGAGGACAAGGCCAGACAUGACGCUGGGGUCUCAUUCAAAGAGCUUGUGGAAAAAUUACUGAUCUUGCCGGCCAAUAAAGUCGACUCGAAGUUUGUCCCUUCCUUUUUGUGUUUGUAUCGCGCCUUUGCCACUCCACAGAAACUACUUGCGGCAGUCAUCGACCAGUUUGUCGCUAUUGAGAAAAGCAACAUGGUUCACUUCUCCAAAGUGGCUGAGAUGCUGCGGUAUCUGCAAGUCCUAGCUCAAUGGACUGCCACAUAUCCCGGUGAUUUCGCCGAGGGGCCCGCCCGGGACCUUGCAGUUGCGUUUGUGCAAAAUAUCGAAAAGAGCAAGGUCUUCGCGCCAGCUGCAAGAGAGAUCAGCAACAAUUUGGAUACACUCGUUCCCGACGAAGAUGCAGAAUGGGCAUAUAACGAUGCUCCCAGCCCGAGAAAGACGCCAACGUCUUCAUCAGGCAAUCUGCAGGCUUUGCACAACGAGCUCCCUAAACAAUUCCGAAGAGUCUCCAAAGAUGAAGAUGACAGUGAAGACGAAGGUGACGGAACCAACUCCUCCGCACCGGGGUCGAAUGCUCCUUCGGCUUCUUCAAGCAUCAUCAAACCUUACAACUCUUCGAGUCAAUCGGCUUCGAAUUUCGCACAAUUGGAAAAUGCUAAGGUCCAGGCCGACAGGCUCAAGUUGAUCCCACACAUACGCUUGAGCAAAAUGCAAUGGCAUCAAUUCAUGGAAAUACCAGUCGAAGACCUGGCUAAAGAGAUCACUCGAAUUGACUGGACAAUGUAUUCUGCCAUACGGCCGCGAGAUUUUGUUCGCCAUGUCUUCCUGUCAACAGAACAGAGAAGACGAUCUCGCACUGUCGACAACAUCAGCGCUAUGGUGAAACAUUUCAAUCAUCUGGCUUUGUUCGUGUCGGGCAUGGUAUUGCUACGAGACAAGCCCGAGCACCGUGCUCGAGCCCUUGAGAAGUUCAUGGCGCUGGCGUGGAAAGUUAGACAACUAAACAACUACAAUUCGCUGGGUGCAAUAGUGGCAGGGAUUACUGGCCAUGAGAUUGCUCGGUUGACAGCCACGCGAGACAUUGUGCCACCCGAGGUCCAGAAACAAUUCCUCCGACUAACAAUCUUAAUGGGGACGUCAAGGUCACAUGCUGCAUAUCGGAUGGCUUGGGACAAUUCUUUUCAAGAACGUAUACCCUUCUUACCGCUUGUGAGACAGGAUCUAACCAUGGCCGCCUCUGCAAAUCAAACAUUCAUCAACAACAAUGUUAACUGGAAGAAAUUCGAGAUCAUGGGUGAAGUUAUUGUUGGCCUCCAGAAGAGUCUCGAAACACCGUAUACCUUUCCUCAGAGAUCGAACCGGACGGAGGAGAUCACGAGACUGCUGCUGGAGACCAAGAUUCUUGAAGAAUCAGAGGACUCUGCCGAUCCCGGAAGCGAACUGUAUGACCGCAGUGUACAGGUGGAACCGCAGAAUGGAGUCGAUCAGAGGAAAAAGUUCGAUUGGCUACGGCGUUCGUGAUCUUGAAGUCUUGAGGUUGAAUUUAUCUCACGGUUGGAUGGGCUUCAUCGUCUUUGCUCGGCGCGAAUCGGGGCGUCUGGAGAACAACAUAUAGAUGAGGAAAAUAUAACUGCGCGGCAAUUGUGAAAAGUUUCGGA
This is a messenger RNA of Exophiala viscosa, 3238 nucleotides long. RefSeq names its product rap guanine nucleotide exchange factor 4. The transcript has 4 exons. The record is from RefSeq and is a predicted model, not a curated record. Gene Ontology annotation, biological process: positive regulation of GTPase activity; Ras protein signal transduction. Gene Ontology annotation, molecular function: guanyl-nucleotide exchange factor activity. Lineage: Eukaryota; Fungi; Ascomycota; Eurotiomycetes; Chaetothyriales; Herpotrichiellaceae. Gene Ontology annotation, cellular component: plasma membrane. The coding region runs from base 252 to 3101 and encodes 949 amino acids.